This is a messenger RNA of Vigna angularis (adzuki bean), 1235 nucleotides long. RefSeq names its product isoflavone 7-O-methyltransferase. Gene Ontology annotation, biological process: methylation. Lineage: Eukaryota; Viridiplantae; Streptophyta; Magnoliopsida; Fabales; Fabaceae. The record is from RefSeq and is a predicted model, not a curated record. The transcript has 2 exons. Bases 1 to 1077 code for a protein of 358 amino acids. Gene Ontology annotation, molecular function: O-methyltransferase activity; protein dimerization activity; S-adenosylmethionine-dependent methyltransferase activity.
AUGACUUCAAAUAAUGUCCUAAAAGCGAGUGAGAUCUUUGAAGGUCAAGUUCACUUGUACAAACACUUGUAUGCUCAUGCAAUAGAUUGUAUGAGUAUCAAAUGGAUGAUUGAGCUUGGCAUACCAGACAUAAUCCACAACCAUGGUCAACCCAUUUCAUUUCCAAAGUUGGUGUCCAUUCUACAAAUUCCUCCAAGUAAAGUUAGAGGCGUGAAGAGUCUGUUACGCUACCUGGCACACAAUGGAUUCCUUCAGAUUCUAAGAGUCAAUCACAACACAGAAGAAAACGAAGGAUAUGCUCUAACUGCUGCAUCACAGCUUCUUGUCAAAGGCACUGACCAUUGUCUUGCACCAAUGGUAGAGUAUGUAACUAACCCAAAUGCAGCACAUGUAUGGUCUCACUUGAAGAAGUGGACUUAUGAGGAUGAUCUUACACUGUUUGAUGUCUCCCUAGGAUCAACUAUUUGGGACUUUCUUGGUAAAAACCCAGCAAUGAACGAGUCGUUCAAUGAGGCAAUGGCCAGUGAUUCUCAGAUGAUGAACCUGGCAUUAAGAGGUUGCAAUUGGGUGUUCGAAGGAGUGGAGUCCAUUGUGGAUGUCGGAGGUGGAACCGGAACCACAGCCAAGGCUAUCUGUGAUGCAUUUCCUAACGUGAAAUGCAUUGUGUUUGAUCGUCCACAGGUUGUGGAGAAGUUGUCGGGAACCAGCAAUUUGACAUAUGUUGGCGGUGACAUGUUCGAAUCUAUUCCCAAGGCUGAUGCAGUUCUACUCAAGUGGAUUUUGCAUGAUUGGAAUGACGAGGAUUGUAAGAAGAUAUUAGAAAAUUGCAAAGAAGCUAUUUCUGGUAAAGGAGAAAGAAGAAAAGUAAUUGUGAUAGAGAAUGUGAUAAACGAAGGGCAAGAUGAGCAGGGAGUUACUGGACUAAAGCUCGCCUUGGAUGUGAAAAUUACAUGUCUUCUUAAUGGAAAAGAAAGAAGAGAAGAAGAAUGGGAGAAACUGUUCGUGGAAGCAGGGUUCGGAAGCUACAAAAUAUCUCCUUUCACAGGAUGUUUGUCUCUUAUUCAGAUCUGUCCCUGAUUACUGAACUUAUAGUGAUGCAUUUCUUCAAAGCAUGUUAUUGAAUUAACAAGGUCGCAAUGCUUAUUUUCCCUUAUCGGUUAAUGAUAGUAAGAAAAUGCGACCAGAAUAAAAAGAAGAAUUGAUAGGAACAAGAGUAGAAAUAUGAAAUUUGAUGG